AUGGGAGUCUUAGUCCCUGCUACCCGCCUAUCUCGACCUGUGCGGCUGUUGAUCUUCGCUGCUGUCUUCGUGUGCCUGUUCCGUUGGUGGCCUUCGGAAUCUCGCGGUUUCUCUUCUCUUUUCUACUCCGACUUGAACCCAGGAGUCCAGCACGCUAUUCUGAAAUAUGUCGACCCAUUAAUCGGGACCAUCAACGGAGGCCAUGUGUUUCCAGGUGCAUCUCUACCAUAUGGGAUGGCCAAGGCCUGUGCGGACACCGAUUCUCAUGCCGAAAACGCUGCAGGCUGGGUCUCGGACAAUUCAAAAAUAACUGGCUUCUCUCAUUUGCAUGAUUCUGGAACCGGCGGUUCACCGUCUCUGGGCAAUUUCCCGCUCUUUCCUCAUCCCGGAUGCAAAAACGAUGACUACUUGGCAUGCAAGUAUACCAAAGAGCAAAGAAGCCUGUUCCGUGUCAACGACUCAGUCGUCGCUCGCCCGGGCUACUUCUCUGUCGAUCUCACAAACACUGUGCGUGCCGAGAUGACGGCCAGUGAACGUACGGCUCUGUACCGCUUCAGCUUUUCGCCCAAUGACACAGUAUCGUAUGCCGACACAGCCAACCAUGGCACCAUUGAUGCAGUGAGCAGCCCUCUGAUCCUCAUCGAUCUCACGGAUAUUGCCCAGAGCAGAACCAGCGGUGGCAUCCAGGUGUACGAAUCGGGCCGUGUCAUCGGAGAUGGCAUGUUCAAACCUUCCUUCGGCCAAGGCAACUAUAGGGCCUUUUUCUGUGCUGAUUUCCGAGGGGCCACCAUUCGCAAGUCUGGCGUUUUCGAGGGCGAAAAUCCUCGCGAGGACCCAAAACAUCUGGCGGAGUUCACCCGAGGCAUCCACAAUCCUACCGGUGCCGCCGGCGCGUGGUUGCACUUUGAAAGGCCCAAGAACAACCAGAUUCUCGCCCGGGUUGGCCUCUCCUUCGUCUCCGUUGACAAGGCUUGCCAGAAUGCCGGGAACGAGAUCCCAUUGUUCGAUUUCGAUGGCACUGUGCGUGCUGCGGAGUCAGCUUGGAGCGAGAAGCUCUCCGUGGUGGAGCUCGAUACUGCGGGCGUGAGCGAGGACAUGAAGACGACGUUCUGGUCUGGUCUUUACCGGAGUUUGCUUUCACCUCAGAAUUAUACUGGCGAGAACCCUCUGUGGGAGUCGUCCGAACCGUAUUUUGACUCGUUCUACUGCAUCUGGGAUUCCUUCCGAGCCCAACACCCACUGCUCACGAUUGUCGAUCCGGAGGCACAAACGCAAAUGGUUCGAGCCUUGUUAGAUAUCUACAGAUUCUCCGGCAAGCUCCCAGAUUGCAGGAUGUCGUUCUGCAAGGGCUUCAGCCAGGGGGGCUCAAAUGCCGACGUUGUGAUUGCGGACGCCUACCUCAAAAACAUGACCACCGGCGUGGACUGGAAGACCGCAUACGAGGCCGUGGUUUCCGAUGCUGAAGUUGCGCCGCAGGAUUUUGGCGUCGAAGGCCGCGGUAACCUCGAAAGUUGGUUAGGGCUGGGAUACAUCGCACAGGACCACAUGGACAAGGUGUCGUCAGGCCCGAAUAGUCGCUCCGUUUCUCGCACCGUCGAGUACGCCUACGACGACUUCUGCAUCGCCGAGAUGGCGCAAGGACUCGGCCACAAGGACGAUUAUGCAAAAUACAUGCAGCGCAGCGCUAAUUGGCAAAACCUCUGGAAGCCUGAUGCGCCAGAUAUCGUGGUGGGCAAGGACAGAGAGGAGGUUGAAAGAACAAAGUACACGGGUUUCCUGAUGCCAAAACUGGUCAACGGCUCGUUUACACAGCAAAACACGCGCAUAUGCUCGCCCAACACGGAGCAGCAUCUGUGCUACUUCGACACGGCGCAGGCAACGUACGAAGGCUCCCCAUGGCUGUACUCGUUCUUUGCGCCACAGGAUAUGGCGACGCUGAUCUCGCUCAUGGGCGGCCGGGAAGCGUUCGUCGACCGGCUCGAGUAUUACCACAGCGGCAACAUCGUCUACAUGGGCAACGAACAAGCCUUCCUCACGGUGUUCCAGUUCCACUACGCGGGUAGACCCGGCCUCAGCUCACGUACUACACGGAGCUACAUCCCGUCGCAGUUCAAUGCUUCCAUCAACGGCAUCCCCGGCAACGACGACUGCGCCAUGGGUGCUUUUAGCGCGCUUGCGAUGAUGGGGUUCUUUCCCGUCGCGGGGCAGGACGUAUACCUGCUCAUCCCGCCCUUUUUCCCCGAGGUACGGCUCAAGACUCGAGGGGCCCAGCCCGCUGUGAUCCGAAAGGUCGCAGUUGACGACAGGGAGCUGGCAGACGGCAUUUACAUUCAAAGCGCCACCCUGGACGGGAAGCCUUACACCAAGAACUGGAUCUCGCACGCGUUCUUCUACCACGGCGGAACUCUGGAGCUCACGGUGGGCUCAAAGGAGGGAGAUUGGGGCACCAGGGACGAAGAUGUGCCGCCUAGCUAUCCUGCUGCACCCAAGACAGCACCGCCAACCCGGACAUUCCAGAGCUGA
Messenger RNA from Colletotrichum navitas, 2523 nucleotides. Its product is annotated as family 92 glycosyl hydrolase. Gene Ontology annotation, biological process: protein quality control for misfolded or incompletely synthesized proteins; protein deglycosylation; glycoprotein catabolic process. Gene Ontology annotation, molecular function: peptide-N4-(N-acetyl-beta-glucosaminyl)asparagine amidase activity; carbohydrate binding. Gene Ontology annotation, cellular component: cytosol; nucleus. NCBI's taxonomy places the organism in Eukaryota, Fungi, Ascomycota, Sordariomycetes, Glomerellales, Glomerellaceae. The coding region runs from base 1 to 2523 and encodes 840 amino acids. The record is from RefSeq and is a predicted model, not a curated record. The transcript is spliced from 6 exons.